Molecule: messenger RNA, 807 nt
Organism: Eruca vesicaria subsp. sativa (arugula)
Lineage: Eukaryota; Viridiplantae; Streptophyta; Magnoliopsida; Brassicales; Brassicaceae
Source: the annotation of a GenBank genome assembly
AUGGCUUCAAUGGCGGAUCAGGCUCUUCUUCAACCUUUCCUAGCCAAACCCGCCACCAAAGACUCAGAUUCAGGUAUAUUUCUACGGAUUUUCUCUUUACUUCUCGUCGGAGCAAUCUCCUUGUGGGCGAACCACGAGGCAUCAAAAGGUUUCACCAUAACAAUCAUCAAUGAAGCGAAAGAAACUCCUUCAGGGAAAAGAUUCUCUCUUUUCUUCGAGUCUGAUGAUACUGCGGUGAGAGUCUUGAUCGAGACGAGUUUCUCUGUGGAGAGAUUGCUCUACGAGGGUGUUCCUCAUCGUCUCCGGAAGCCUGUGAACCACGUUACCGUACGUUUCUACGGAAACAGAAGUGAUGGAGUAGAGAGAUUCACGGUAACUUCUAAUGCAAGUCAUGGAGAGUAUGUGAUCAGAUUAAGCUCAUCUCUAAUGAAAACAAGUGAGUUUCGAAACGCUGUGAAAGCAGCAUUGAGAAGAUCUAUGAUUAGGAUUUGGCUAUGGGGAGAGGAGUCAGGGGCUUCACCGGAGCUUGUGGCCGGGUUAGUGGAGUAUUUGGCCGUGGAGGGUGUAGAACGUCGUCGUUUAGAUGAGUUAGGUGUGUAUCCAAAGGAUAAGGAGUCUGUGUAUGUGGUGGCUAGGUGGUUGGAUUACUGUGAAAGACGUAGCGAGGGUUUCAUCAGAAGGCUGAACCAUGGGAUGAGACUUAGGUGGGAUGAUCAGACGGUUGAUCUCGCUUCGAAUGGUGCGUGUGGCUCACGCAAGGGUGUGUUGCGUGAGCCAGAGGACAAAGACAGUGGAUUUAAUCAUUGA